AUGGAUGGACAUGGUGAGCGCAACUCUCCAAAAGAGGCACAAACUAGCACGGAGAUGCUCCUCGCUCUGCUGUCGCACAGCGAGGAGCUACGGAAAGAGAUCCCGGUGUGCGCGGGCUGCAGUCAACACAUCGUGGACCGCUUUAUCCUCAAAGUGCUGGACCGCCACUGGCACAGCAAGUGCCUGAAAUGCAGCGACUGCCAGGCCCAGCUGGCGGACAAGUGCUUCAGCAGGGGCGACAGCGUCUACUGCAAGGAGGAUUUUUUCAAGAGAUUCGGGACCAAGUGCGCCGCCUGUCAGCAGGGGAUACCGCCCACGCAGGUGGUGAGGAGAGCGCAGGACUUCGUCUAUCACCUGCACUGUUUCGCCUGCAUCGUGUGCAAGAGGCAACUGGCCACGGGGGACGAGUACUACCUGAUGGAGGACAGCAGGCUGGUGUGCAAGGCCGACUACGAGACCGCCAAACAGCGAGAAGCAGACUCAACUGCAAAAAGGCCACGGACAACCAUCACCGCUAAACAGCUGGAAACACUUAAGAACGCUUACAAUAACUCUCCCAAACCUGCCCGCCAUGUUCGAGAGCAGCUAUCAUCAGAGACGGGCCUGGAUAUGCGGGUUGUGCAGGUUUGGUUUCAGAACAGGCGAGCUAAAGAGAAACGGCUGAAGAAAGACGCUGGUCGGCAGAGGUGGGGCCAGUACUUCCGCAACAUGAAGCGGUCGCGAGGAAGCUCCAAAUCCGACAAGGACAGCAUCCAGGAGGAGGGCAUGGACAGUGACGCAGAGGUGUCCUUCACAGAUGAACCACCCAUGUCAGAGCUUGGCCACACUAACAGCAUCUAUAGCAGCCUCAGUGAGUCCUCUCCAGCCAUGGGGGGCCGCCAAGGGGGCAACAACCACAGUUCCUUCCCUCUUGAGCACGGUGUCCUGCCCUCUCAAGACCAGUUCCACGACAUCCGCUCCAACAGCCCCUACGGCCUUCCUCAGUCGCCAGGGUCACUUCAGGCGCUACCCAGACACCAGCCUCUCAUCUCCAGCCUGGUCUACCCUGACUCAGGCCUUUCUAUCAUGACCCAGGGCAGCGGGCCCGGGAUCAACCCUGCCGUGAGGGUCUCCAUGGGGGCAGCCAACGGCCCCAGCUCAGACCUCUCCACGGGCAGCAGCGGAGGAUACCCAGACUUUCCUGCCAGUCCGGCUUCCUGGUUAGAUGAAGUGGACCACGGGCAGUUUUGAUUGGUGAUCGACAAAAACUUGGACGAUUGUAUUUCUUUUCUUUUUUUUUGGUUUUCUGUGUCUUCUGUUGGAUUUUAGGAACUGGACAGUGAUUGUGUAAAGGACUAGACUUAUAUCCUUGGCUUGGAUCUCUCCAAUAUCUGAUUAACAGGUCCAUUCAGUAUCUUCGAUCUGGAUGGAAGGAAGGAGAAAAAUGCCCUUCCUUUAAAGCACUUGGACUAACAGUUGUUCUUCGCUAGUAAAACUGUGUGUAAAGCAAGGAAUCUGUUAAAAAAUUUUCAGUUUUCAGAUACCACUAUAAGCUUUUUUAGAACAAUGUAUAGACCACAAAUAGAGACUCAGAAAGUUUAGACAUCAAUCAUUUGGAAUUUCACAGACUCCCCAUAUAUUCUCAUCUCCUCGCAAUGCUAUCUGUUUUCUACAGUGUGUUCAGGUGCAUAAUUCUG
This is a messenger RNA of Xiphias gladius (swordfish), 1676 nucleotides long. RefSeq names its product LIM homeobox 3 (gene lhx3). The transcript has 6 exons. Gene Ontology annotation, biological process: regulation of transcription by RNA polymerase II; neuron differentiation. Bases 1 to 1230 code for a protein of 409 amino acids. Gene Ontology annotation, molecular function: DNA-binding transcription factor activity, RNA polymerase II-specific; RNA polymerase II transcription regulatory region sequence-specific DNA binding. NCBI's taxonomy places the organism in Eukaryota, Metazoa, Chordata, Actinopteri, Istiophoriformes, Xiphiidae. Gene Ontology annotation, cellular component: nucleus. The record is from RefSeq and is a predicted model, not a curated record.